AUGGGUCUAAAAGAAUUUAUGAUCGAAAACUUUGAUUGUUUGAAAUAUAGAAAUUUCCAACCCAUAAUCAUUGAAGGAAAAACAUAUGCAUUAAAAUGCCUAAAUAAUAAAGAUUUUGAUUACAAAACUAUCAAAAGAAUAAGAAAUGAGAUCAAAACUAUGCACAAUCUUGAUCACCCUAAUAUUAUCAAGCUAUAUGGAAUUUCAAAAGACCGGGAAAAUGUAAUUCCUGGUACACCUUCAAGUUACUCAGAUCUUUACAGAAGAUGCUGGUCUUCUUAUCCAGAUCAACGUCCAUCACUGGACCAAAUUUUAAGUGAACUUGUAGAAAUCAUGACGUUUACGACUGUUGAUAUUAUUACAAAUCGCAUUUCAAGUGAUUACUAUGAUUAUGAAAAAAAAG
Messenger RNA from Dentiscutata erythropus, 403 nucleotides. The record is from the annotation of a GenBank genome assembly. NCBI's taxonomy places the organism in Eukaryota, Fungi, Glomeromycota, Glomeromycetes, Diversisporales, Gigasporaceae.